Molecule: messenger RNA, 1361 nt
Organism: Nicotiana tabacum (common tobacco)
Lineage: Eukaryota; Viridiplantae; Streptophyta; Magnoliopsida; Solanales; Solanaceae
Biological process (GO): regulation of DNA-templated transcription
Cellular component (GO): nucleus
Source: RefSeq, a predicted model, not a curated record
UCCCUCUUCUUUGGUCCAAGACAAGACAAAAAAAAAAAACCCUCUUUCUCUCUCACACCCCAUCCCAUACUUCACUCAGUCACACAAAAAGGGUAAGACCCAAAACCGCUAACAAUGGUGAAGGCGAGAGGGGCAGCCAAAGAAGUAGAAGAACAAGGUUCCAACAACGUCAAUGAUGGAGCAGCAGAGUAUGAGAAGCAAAGAGCGGAGAGAAUCAGAGAGAACAAGGAGAGAAUGCAGAAACUGGGCAUUCUCGAACUUUCCAAGAAGAUCAACACUGCAAAUGCCCCUUUAAAGAAACCACCACCGAAACUCACUCCCCGAAGCAACUGUCAGCCAUUGUCACCUGACCCACCUCGCCGCUCUUUUAGGUUGAAGGAUAAGGCUCCAGUUAGUUACAAUGAACAUAGGAUUCCCAAGACAGAGAAGACGUCAACAGAGGAUGUGGAGAUUAACAUAGCAGAAGGUGAAAACCCCGAAUUCUACACAGAGGAACAAGAAAAGCUUUUAGGUGAUUGCCAGAAUGCGUGGACUCUUUAUGUUGACGGCUAUGAUGAAGAUGGCCAGCGCAUAUAUGAUCCUGGUAAUGGCAAGUCAUGCCAUCAGUGCAGGCAGAAAACUCUUGGUCAACACACUGAGUGCAGCAAGUGCAAGCUGGUUCAAGGACAGUUCUGUGGAGAUUGCCUGUGCAUGAGGUACGGGGAGAAUGUCAUUGAAGCAAGUGAAAAUCCAAACUGGAUUUGCCCUGUCUGCCGAGGAAUCUGUAAUUGCAGUCGAUGCAGGCGCGACAAGGGGUAUGCACCAACUGGUUCUAUUUAUAGAAAGGUAGUUCGUCUUGGUUACAAAUCUGUGGCACAUUACCUUGUCAAAACUCGACUGCGGAGUGACCAGAAAGACUUAAGCUCUGCGGAUUCACCUUCUGGAAAGAGUAUAUCGCCAUGUGCUGAGUUUGCGGAUACUCUUUCAACUUCUCAAAGUGACGAUAACAAAGAUUUGAAGGGGGAAGAAUGCCAUGAUGAUGAUCAAGAAGAGUCAGCAAGGGAAACAAUGAUAAAAAACAAGAACGAUCUACGCCUGACAGACUGAAAAGGAACAACCACCACAUGUAAGCUUGAGUAUCAGACUUGAUGCAGAAGCUUUAGAAAAUAUAAUAUCAACAAAAUGCAUACUUUUGAUCUACAAGGGCUAGAAGUAGUAUGUAAUCAGCUGCUCGGUUAGAAGGAUUAAGCCGUUUUUUCGCUUGGGUAUAAACAUUUUGCAAGCUUUCCAACUUCCAAGGGAGAAAAGGGCUGUUUUUUGUUAUAGUUACUCUGCAUCUUUUUUUGAUUGCUAUUAUACAUUGGGCACUAACUUAACAGUCU